UCGGCAUCAGUUCGUCAUCGUCUGUUGAAAGAGGUUGGUCGAUUGUUCGACGUGAAUAAAAAAAAAAUAAAUAGAAUAAAAACUAAUAAACUAAAUUACAAUAUAUAUAUAUAUAGGAAAAUUAUAUAUAUACAUACAUCAAUUCAAGACAAGUACAUUUUUUUUCAAUAAUUAAUUAACCCGAGUAAAUUGUACGCCAAUUCUCAACACAAAAUAAAAACAUUAAAGUGAAGUUUAUUUAACUUUAAAUAUUUGACAACAAAUUGUAAUAAAAUAAAGGUUAAUAUAGAAAAAAUUGAAUAUUUUUUCGAAGAAAAGAAUUAUUUUUUAAACGAAUCAUUUGAUUAGAAAAUUUUUUGGCAAAUAAAGAAAUUCAAUUUCCUUUAAUAAAGAAAAUGGCUCCAAGCGUUAAAAUGGCAUUCCGUGGAAACAACAAUCGCAACCGCAACUUUGGCGGCAAUUAUGGUGGUGGCCCAAUGGCUGGCGGCAAUAACCGCAUGGGCAUGAACAUGAGCCCUUGGGAUAAUCAAAAUGCCGGCGGUGGCAAUUAUGGAGGUGGUAAUAUGCGCCAAGGUGGCGGUGGAGGUGUUGGCGGCGGUCAAGGCAUGAAUGCCCAAGCCAUUAGCUUAGCCAACAACCUGCUCAAUAAUUUGUUCAGGAAUCAAAAUCCACCAUCGCUGCUAGAUCUUCCACGAGGCGGUGGAGGAAUGGCGGGUAACCGCAAUCAACGUCCUGGACCGAUGGUCAAUCGAGCUGGCCCUGGCAAUCGCAAUAACCAACGCCGAGUUCAAGGAGGUUUCAAUAACCGUGGUGGUGCAAAGGUUGCAGCCAAUAAGCAAGGUGGCGGUAUUCGUAAACAGAAUGCCUUUGAUCGUGCCAAGAAACUUCUGGCUAAAAAUUCCAAUAAAAAAAAGGAUUCAGCUCCUGGUGAAAAUACUGAAAAUACUAAGAAAAACGAGAGCCAAGUCAAGGAAUCCCCCUACGCCAAUGUACCCAACGACAUGUUCUACUGUCAUCUCUGCAAGAAGCACAUGUGGGAUGCCAACUCGUUUGAAAACCACAUCAAGGGACGUGCUCAUUUGAUGAUGCGCGAAGGUAUUGAAGAAAGCUACCGUCUACGGGCUAACAUGAUCCGCCAAGAGGCCAAGAUCGCCGAACAGCUCAAAUCGGUUGAAUUGGACCGUUUGAAGCGUAUGGGUAAGUCCAAGAACCGCAACUUGGAAUACUGCACAAUGUGCGAUUUGAACUUCCAUGGUCAUUUGUCGGCCCAUCGCAAAUCGGACGGCCAUUUGCAGCUGAAGAAAUUCUUGCAUCCCAAGUGUGCCGAAUGCAACAAGGAAUUCUCCACCCGCAUUGACUACGACUCGCAUUUGCUGUCUGCUGAUCAUUUGAAGAAGGCCGCCGAAAAGAACACCAAGGUUGGUGAGCGCAAGAAGAACACUCUGACCAUCUUGACUGAGGAGGAUGAGUUGAAGGAUGUCCGCCCACCACAAAAGAAGAAGAAGAAGGCUGCUACCCCAGCUGCUGGUGAAGUCAAGAAAGAAGGUGAAGAAGGCGCUGAGAAGAAGGACGAUGAAGAAGGUGAUGAGAAGAAAGAGGGUGAAGAAGAAGCUGCCGAUGAGACCAAGGAAGGUGAUGAAUUGAACGAGACCAAGGAAGAAGAAGAAGAGGAGGUUGCAUUGCCCGAAGAUACUGAAGAUAUCAUUGUUGAUUUCAAUGAUGGUGAUGAUGUUCCCGUAGAAAUUGACGCCAAGUUGCCAAAAUACAACUGGACUCGCCCAGUGGGUGCUAGCAUGAUCACCAAAUUGGAAUGCUACGAGUGUUCAAUUUGUGGCAAAUUCUUUGACAACGAAAAGACUGUGGAGGUACAUUCACGUACCGUUUCUCACCACCGUCAAUUUGUUAAAUUCCUUAAUGACAAGUCUAGCGAUACCAAGAUUGCUCAGAAGAGAGCCGCAGCCGCUAUCGAAGAGACCGAACGCAAGAAGAGGAAGAUUGAAGAAGCCACCGCUGCAGCAGCUGCCACUGAGGCCAAGAAGGAAGCAGGUGAAGGUGAAGGUGAAGAGGCUGAGGGUGAGACAGUCAAGGAAGAAAAUGGUGAGGAAGCCAACGAUGAGUUGUACGAUCCAUCAGAAGCUACCGGUGACGAUGAAGAUGUUGAUAUGGCCGAGAACGGUGAGAAGGAAGCUGCUGUAGCUGAUGAAGAGAUGGCUGAAGAGGAGAAUGGUGAUGCGGCUGAAGUUGAAGAAGAAAUGGAAACACAAAACGAAGAAGCUGUUAAGGAAGAAACACCCACAAAGGCUGAACCCAAAGCUCCCGCAACUCCAGCAGCAGCCGAAAAGCCAGCUCCCGCAGCAGCAGCAGCCGCAGCAGCACCAACAACUCCAACACAAGCGUCACCCCAGAAGAAGGGAGCCGCAGCAGCCAAAACACCUGCCGCUAAAGCGACGCCCAGGGGUCGUGGACGCGGUCGUUACACCCGUUACUAGGUAUAUUUUUCCAAAUGACUAACAAAUAAUUAAAGAAAAACACACACACAUUAAGUAGGUCUUUUUUUUUUUUAAUAUUUCUCUAA
Molecule: messenger RNA, 2575 nt
Organism: Episyrphus balteatus (marmalade hoverfly)
Lineage: Eukaryota; Metazoa; Arthropoda; Insecta; Diptera; Syrphidae
Gene: Pep
Product: zinc finger protein on ecdysone puffs
Exons: 5
Coding region: 396-2489 (697 amino acids)
Cellular component (GO): nucleus
Source: RefSeq, a predicted model, not a curated record